Salvia splendens (bonfire salvia) is the source of this 834-nucleotide messenger RNA. Its product is annotated as dirigent protein 22. Bases 168 to 716 code for a protein of 182 amino acids. The transcript has a single exon. Lineage: Eukaryota; Viridiplantae; Streptophyta; Magnoliopsida; Lamiales; Lamiaceae. The record is from RefSeq and is a predicted model, not a curated record.
CUUUACUCGAAAAGAAAGCAAGCAAUUCAACUUUGACGGCAUGCGUGCAAAAUUGCAAUGAGUAGCUUUCUUGCAAUAUAUAUUUAACUAAACAAACCAAAAUCAAAAGCAAUCUUCGUGUAUUAUAUAAAUCCCUUGGCCAAAGCACUUGAUGAAGCAUAUCCAAGAUGGCCUCUUCCUAUACUUGCACUCUCUUCAUCCUCAACUUCAUACUUCUCUCACUCUCAACCAUUUCCUCAUUCGAGGACGACUUCGUCGAAACCCUAGUUGCGACGCGGACGGAGAAAACUACUCACCUUCACUUCUACUUCCAGGACCGGCCAGGCGGGAGGAAUCCGACCGCCGUGCAAAUCAUCGCUCGCAAAGGGUUGGGGUUCGGAACAACAUACAUGAUCGACGAUGCACUCACCCGAAGCGCGGAUCGCGGCUCGGAGAUCAUCGGCCGGGCGCAGGGGAUGUACUCGGUGGCGACUCGGAAUGAUCUGGGUCUGUUGAUGGUGGUGAGCUUCUGUUUCACGCAAGGGAAGUACAAUGGGAGCAGUUUGAGCAUGCUCGGGCGGAACCACGUGAUGGACAACGUGAGAGAGAUGCCGAUCGUAGGCGGGAGCGGGCUGUUUAGGUUUGCAAGAGGGUAUGCUUUGGCACAUACCGUGUGGUUUGAUGUUAAGACAGGAGAUGCUACUGUCCAAUACAAUGUCUCUGUCAAUCACUUUUGAAAGUAUCUGCUUAUGCUAAUGUUGGGUUGUUUUCUUUAGCUUUUUUAUGAUAUUGAAAUGAAAUGAGGAGAAUAAAUUUUCUUGCUUUAUUACCACUAAUAAAAUCAAAGUUCCACGA